UUUUCAUUGUCCUCAACUGCGAAGAUGCCUAAUGUUGACCUCGAGAUAAUCAGUUCCUUCCUCUACGUUCCAUGGAUCUGUUGCAUAAAUAAUGCUUUGCAUGUGAUAUGUACUGCUCAUGGGUAUGCAAGUGCAGCCCCAUAUCGUGCUGGACAAUCUUCCCUUCGAGAAUUCGGCCGCGGUGGUGAUGAUCAGCGGCGAAGAUACUAUCCUCAAAGGGUCCACCGACGCCUUGUACUUCAACUCGUGGUCCAUGGGUUAUCGCUACCUGCCCGAUGGCUCGGGCGGCAAGCAGACAGGCUUCCUGGAUCCCGCUCCAGAAAAGCCAUCAGUUCUCUUUGAUAGCUCGGGGGCUUACUAUCGUCGGGCUAAGCCGCAGUACGAGAGCGAGACUCCAAUCGUUGCAACUGCCAAUGACAUCUCAAACGAUGGCACAGGUGAUCAAACUGCCGCCAUCAACAGCCUUCUGUCGGGUAAUGUGGGCUCGGUGAUCUACUUCCCAGGUGGUGUGUAUCUUGUCGAAGACACCGUUAAGGUGCCUGGUGGCAGUAAAAUCAUUGGGUCUGGCUGGAGUCAGAUUAUGGGUACGGGAUCAGCCUUCGCGGACGAGGAGAACCCUACAGUGGUAGUCCAGGUUGGUGAUGAAGACGAUGAAAGUGUCAUCGAAAUCAUGGACACGCCUUUCACCGUCAAGGGUGCCACUGCCGGUGCUGUGUUGAUGGAAUGGAAUGUGCACGAGAGCACGCAAGGCAGCGCUGCCAUGUGGGACAGCCACUUGCGCGUGGGAGGUACCACUGCCGGUAACCUGGGGAUUGAGAAUUGCCCUACAGGCUCCAGAAUUAAUAAGGACCGCAUGGCAGCUGCUAUGCUGAUGCACGUCACCUCGUCGGCUUCUGGUUACUUUGAGAAUGUCUGGGGCUGGGUAGCAGAUCACGACAUCGACAGCAAGCUCAAUGCCGUCGCGACAGAGAGCACCACCGGGAUUCCCUUGAAUCUACAGACAGACAUCUCGGUCUAUGUCGGUCGUGGAUCCCUCAUUGACUCACAAGGCCCGGGUCAAGCGUUCCCUCGGACUCGCCGACCUCAACUACUGAACCCACAAAGACUACCACCUAUUCCACAACCACAGUCAUCGGAAUCAUUUCAACUGGAGGCGACGAUGAUGGCAAGAAUAAGCACCACGUCACGCACCACCGCCGAGAACCCAAGCCGAAGUGCACGAACAAGGCAGUGUGUGGUGAGAACUGCCAUCAGGGGCUUGUCGGGCUUUGGAACUCUGCCUUUGACGUUUGUACACGUUGUUGGACUAACUGCGGUGGAGGCAAAUCGCCAAACAAGUUCGGCAACAAUCCUAACAGACCGAAGCCCGUUCCCACCGGCGGUCCGGGCGACACUGAUGAGGAGUGUGAGACCUCGACUUACAGCUCCUGCAACGUAGCCUGCGUGACCCAAGCCGCCACGAGCUCCUGUCCCACAUCAUGCAGAGAUGUGGUUGGCUGUGACACCACGGCGACCACCACGUCGGACAUUUACUCGGCGGCCCCCGUACUCUUGGGCGGCGUGGAUUCAUGGGAUGAUUACGAGACAGACAUUUACACAGCCGACUGGAACGCAGCCUGGUCAAUCUAC
This is a messenger RNA of Aspergillus homomorphus CBS 101889, 1629 nucleotides long. RefSeq names its product pectin lyase-like protein. The record is from RefSeq and is a predicted model, not a curated record. The transcript is spliced from 3 exons. NCBI's taxonomy places the organism in Eukaryota, Fungi, Ascomycota, Eurotiomycetes, Eurotiales, Aspergillaceae. The coding region runs from base 119 to 1438 and encodes 439 amino acids. Gene Ontology annotation, molecular function: polygalacturonase activity.